Molecule: messenger RNA, 1022 nt
Organism: Annulohypoxylon maeteangense
Lineage: Eukaryota; Fungi; Ascomycota; Sordariomycetes; Xylariales; Hypoxylaceae
Exons: 2
Coding region: 292-849 (185 amino acids)
Source: RefSeq, a predicted model, not a curated record
CUGGUCGUGCGUCGGAAUUAUUUAUCGUCGAUUCUCGUGAACGCUUUGUUGGCAGAUGCGUCUGAUUCAUAUCUGCGAAUGAGGUUAUUGAUUGGGAAAAGAAAAGGGUUUGGGUUCUUUUGGGUCGCUUCGGGCAAAGUUAAUGUAGGUAGGUAGGUACCUAGACAACCGCAAAGCGCGAAGGUCUAUAAAUUACCUACCUCUAGGUACCUAGGCAGAUACUAUUCAGGAUACCUCAUCAACAUUUCCUGUCCGUCUCAAAAUCUACCAACAGUAUUUUCGCGAUUGAAAAUGUCCAUUACCGAACUAAUCCAGUAUAUCCGAGUCGCGUUGGUACGGCUAGGGAGGACCAGAAAACGGAGAAGUCCCGUUGCCCCUAUUCUUGAAGAGACGCACAUAGCCGAUUUGACCCCAGAGAGCGAUGAUCCAAUGUCGAACAGCGAUGAGGAACUUCGUGGGUCUGGCUACGAAGAUUUGGGAGUUAGCGAAGGAAACCAGAGCCCCAACGGCUUCACCUUCUACACUCCCAAUUCCUCCAACCCAAACGCUUGGACAAAUGCAUUCUGGGCAAAGAAUUCCCUAGAGAACCACAGCACUAUCCAAGUGUCGGCGAUGAAAUUCUUGCGCCCUGAUGCGACAGUGGGAACCAAAUACACAUUAUCCUGGCGAAUAGAAAAAGUAGAGUCAAUAUUUUCCUCCACUUUUGAGGUGAUUCCAGAUCCCACCAACGGAUCCCAGCGCCAACCCCAGGUAGUUAUUGGAAUCGAGCGGUCCUCUGAGGUUGACAAAGGUCAAUCCUGGAUACCUUCUUCAUUGCUACCGGACCAGUCUUCCGCUAUGGGUAGGUAGGAUACCUUAACCACGUCCAUUAGUUUGUCAUACUUUCCAGACACUUUGCUAAAGGACGCAGAUGGAACCCAAAUGUUGCCAGGUAAUCUGGUCGAACCAUGUCGAACCAUUAUCAUUUUACCUGCGCCAUGUAGUAUACUGUGCUCGAAGUAUGCACAUGCGCAAGAAAGUGU